Messenger RNA from Peromyscus maniculatus bairdii (prairie deer mouse), 3192 nucleotides. It is a transcript of the gene Xkr8, whose product is annotated as XK related 8. Gene Ontology annotation, cellular component: plasma membrane. Lineage: Eukaryota; Metazoa; Chordata; Mammalia; Rodentia; Cricetidae. Gene Ontology annotation, biological process: engulfment of apoptotic cell; phosphatidylserine exposure on apoptotic cell surface; apoptotic process involved in development. The record is from RefSeq and is a predicted model, not a curated record.
GGGACGGCUGGGGGCGUGGCCGCAGCCUUGCUCCUCCCCGGACAGGGCGAGAGGGGGAAGUUCCGCCCAGCAGCCCCGCCCCUCAGGGGACUGCCCCGCCCCCUUCCUGCCCGACGACCGGGCUGGAGGGCAAGCCCGCGGUUGAGAGGCUGGCUGGAGCGGGCCAUGCCUUUGUCUCUCCGCUCUUCUGUGUUCUUGGACCUGGUCGUGGGCGUGGUGGGCACCCUGUCUUUCCUGCUGGACGUGGUCGCCGACCUGUGGGCCGUCGUCCAGUAUGUACUCGGUGGCCGUUACGUGUGGGCCGCGCUGGUGCUGGCGCUGCUGGGCCUCUCCUCGGUGCAGAUGCAGCUCUUCAGCUGGGUUUGGCUGACCUCUGACCCCGCGGACCUGCAUGAGUCGAAGCACUCGCGUCGUUUCCUGGCGCUGCUGCACCUGUUGCAGCUUGGCUAUCUGUACAGGUGCCUGCAGGGGCUGCAGCAGGUGCUGCUCAUGUGGCAGCAGGAGCUGCCCUCUGAGAGUGACAUGGCCUAUGCAGACUUCCUCUCCCUGGACAUCAGCAUGCUGCGGCUCUUUGAGAAUUUCUUGGAGUCCACACCACAGCUCACACUGGUGCUGGCUAUCGUGUUGCAGAGUGGCAAUGCCGAAUACUACCAAUGGUUUGGCAUCAGCUCCUCCUUCCUGGGCAUCUCGUGGGCACUGCUGGACUACCACCGGGCCUUGCGUGCUUGUCUACCCUCUAAGCCCCGCCUGGGCUGGAGCUCCUCUGCCGUCUACUUCCUGUGGAACCUGCUGCUCCUGGGGCCCCGGAUCUUGGCCGUUGCCCUGUUCUCGGCUCUCUUCCCCUACUAUGUGGCCCUGCAUUUCCUCAGCCUGUGGCUGGUACUGUUGUUCUGGGUCUGGCUUCAAGGCACAAAAUUUAUGCCAAACUCCAGAUCUGAGUGGCUCUACCGGGUGACAGUGGCAAUCAUCCUUUAUUUCUCCUGGUUCAAUGUGGCUGGGGGCCGCACCCGAGGCCGGUCCGUCAUCCACCUGGUCUUCAUCCUCAGUGACAGUGUGCUGCUGACCAGCACCUGGGUGACCCGCAGCACCUGGCUGCCCAGUGGGACCUUCUUGCAGAUGUGGUUGAUUGUGGGAGGAGUCUGCUUCCUCCUGGGACUGACUCUGCGUGUGAUCUACUACCUCUGGUUGCACCCUCACUGCCAAUGGGAACCCGACCAAGUGGAUGGGGUCCGAAGUCUCCUUCCUUCACCACGGCCUAAGCCGCUUUAUAACAGGCGCGCCACUCUGUUAGCACGCAACUUCUUCCCUAAGGUCAAAGCGGAGGUUUCUCUUCCAGAGAUUGGAGGGGGGGAAGAAGUCCUUUGAGGCAGGUUCUGACUCAGUCAGUGGGGAAGAUGUGGGGAGCUGGGCCUUGGAAGGGCCACAGGCCAAUCACAUACAGCCAUUCUCUUCCUGUCCAACCAACAGAGCUGCUGUCCCCAAAGCCUCUGGUUUGCAUUCUCACUUCUCAGGUACCUGGUGGAGGUGUCCCGUCUCCUGGGCUCUCUGGCCUGCUCUAGAAGGCCCUGGGGUGCUGGGAGAUGUUCUCCCUGUCUUCCCUACCCCACCCUAUCCAUUCACUUCAAUCAACAAAUCCUGAGGGCGCUUGAAGUUCUGGGAGCAUCAUUCUAACUGUUGAAUCGGCGGCAGCCCGAGCGCCUCUCGAUAACCCACUGGACAAAUCUGAUUUCAGAGGCCAGAGGCCAGUGGUGACCCCAGCCCCUCCAGGGUCGAGAUGCAGCUGUCUCUACUGUGGGUCUUAAGCCUCCUUAAAACCAGGUGCCUUAUGGACCUGUGGUCUAGGCCAUGUACUAUCUGUUGAGUAUUUUUCAUUCUAGCUAGCAUACAUACCUCCUACCUCAAUCUGUGAAAGGAAGAAAACAUGUGCGCAUGUGUUUAACAGUAUUAUUAAAACCGCAUGAAGUUCUCCAGUAUGUACCAUUAAGUACAGUCCAUCACCCUUUCUAUUAUAGACAGGUGGCAGGGACCUGGAACCUGUAAAACUGGUACAGACCCCUGGAAUAGAGAUGUGGGCGGGCUUAGGUAUGACUUUGUAAUGAAUAUCUAAAUUGUUCCAGUAUAAUAAAAACUCAGGAAUCAGAAAUUAAGAUGAAGACCUAGUAAAUCCAAGGACAUUGGAGAAUCAAUUUGCUGACCCUUUCUCCAUGUUUCCCAAAUUACCUCCCCAGAAAUCCUCUCUUCUUUCUUCCUGUCCUCUCUAGCAGACCGCAUGAGUCCUUCAAGAACUCUAUGGCUAAUCCCGAACAGCCAAUCACUGACUUCAUAAGGUGGCUUUAUUGACACAGUGGAAUGGCUAUACCAACAAUUCUCCUGCAACAUUUCCCCUUCCAGUUGGUAGAGCAUGUGACUCUUAAUCCCACGGUUGUGGGUUUGAGCCCCAUGUUGGGCAGCAAAUGUAGCUAGCCUUUCUCUGUCCCACCAGCUAGCCACAAAAUAAUGAAACUUAUUAAUUAUGAAAGCUUGGGUUUGUCCCACUAGUUCUUAUAACUUAAAUUAACCCAUUUAUAUUAAUCUAUGUUUUGCCUCGUGGCUUUUUACUUUUCUUUCAUUCUGUAUGUACAACUCAAUCCAUGUCUUGUUGGCGUAUCAGGCGCCUAGACUCAUCUGUUUCCUCUCUCUCUGCCCAGAAGUCCCACCUAAACUCCUGUCCAGCUGUUGGCCAUUCAGGUCUUUAUUAAACCAAUCACAGCAAUAGAUCAUCACACAGUGUACAAAAUAUCCCAUUUUGCUUUGCAAGAUGCAUUAGCUGGUGAGCCAGAGUAGGUUGCUCAUUUGGCAGGCAGCAGGACUCACAUCUGGGCAGACUCUAGUGCACUGUCUUAGCAGCUCUGCCUCUGGGCCUGCAGAGUAGCAUCUUUAGGACUAGAAGGUGAGUUUGAGAGGCUGGGUGGAAGGUAAAGUACUGGGAGUCCCCUCCAUAGGUCAGAGGCGAUUCCUGGGAUGUGGAUGUGAUCGAUGGUUCUGGGGAGAGGGAGUGUUCUGCUCUGGGAAAUCUGUGGUCUGGUGAAACAGGAAACAGGAAAAAGGUGCCAGAGACAGAAGAAAAGGUUCUAGUUCCCAGUGCUGGGACCUAAGAUAUUUCUACCAGUCAGUUAUUGGUGUAGAGGUAAAAUAAACAGUGUGACCAAAAUA